Messenger RNA from Cylindrotheca closterium, 3210 nucleotides. Lineage: Eukaryota; Bacillariophyta; Bacillariophyceae; Bacillariales; Bacillariaceae. The record is from the annotation of a GenBank genome assembly.
AUGAUGUUCGACACUCUUGCAACCUCCACGCACCGAGUGCGGACGGGCUUUGGGGACUCUGAAGAGAGCUUCCAUCCCCCUUCCAUAGUACCAUUCCAGGGUUGCGGCCAGGGCAACGGAGCGGGCCCGCCUAUAUGGGUGUCAAUGAGCUCCAUCAUCAUCCAGGUGAUGACCGCGCUGGGCUUUGGCUUUGAAUGCCUCACAGCAAUUGACUCUCACCUGAUCACCGCUCAGUGCUUUUGCUUCGUUGGUGAUACGGACGUGAUUGAAGCAGGCAAGUCCGUAGAACAAUCCGGCAAGGAUAUAUGCCACUUCGUCCAACAAGCGGCUUCCAUGUGGGCUGGAGGCAUCAGUGCUACUGGAGGUGCAAUUAAAACAGAAAAGUCCUUCUGGUGGUUGAUUGACUUUGUUUGGGACUCAAGCAAUGGCAAAUGGCGGUUCUGCCUGAAGCACCAACUCCUACGGGAUCAUAAAUUACAAAUAUCUGGACUGACUGGUGAAUUGGAAGCCUUACGCCGUCUGGAGCCGGAUGAGGCAGAGAAAACCUUGGGGGUCAUGUUGGCCCCAUUGGAAGAUCAACAGGCACACGUCGCCCACCUCAAGAGUAUCGCCAAAAAGUGGGCUGAGCAAGUGCGAUCGGGGCAUCUACACAAAUAUGAUGUCAUUCCUCUUAUCAAGACAACGGUGAUGAAAUCCUUGGAAUAUCCUAUGGUGUUAACUACGCUGGACGCUGCGACAUGGGUGUCGAUUAUGAGUCCCGUUCUCCAAGUUUGCUUGCCGAAAGCCGGCAUCUGCAGGAGCUUCCCUCGUGACAUGGUGUUUGCCCCUCUCAGAUUCCAGGGUCUGGGCAUCCCUCAUCCGUUUGGUACUCAGGUGUCCAAACAUAUCGAGGUUCUGCUCCGCCACUCGUCCAACCAAACUAAAACUGGGGCGUACAUGGAGGCUGUGGUUCAAGAACACCAACUUGAGACCGGCACCUCUUUCGGACUCUUCCAGCAGGACUAUAGCAACACGGGAAUUUUGGCGUCGGAUACAUGGCUCAAACGAGUCUGGAAAGAGAUGGAGGACUUGGAUAUAUACCUAGCUCUCGAUACUCCGGUCCUCUCUCUCCGGUGUGACGGCGAUGCCUUGCUUAUUGAGGUAUUUAUGGAGUUGCAAGUGGACCAGGACGCUCUGAAGUGGCUCAACUGGUGUCGUAUGUUCCUCCAAGUCUGCACCGUCUCCGACAUCGUUACCGCCGAUGGCCGCAGCAUCCGGGAGUCAAUGUGGCAUGGGGAACGUGACUACACUCAUCGUUCUUCAUAUCAGCCAAUGGCCUCGAACUGCCCGACCCAACCGGAAUCAUUGGAGGGUGUGGCAGGAGCACCUUACUCAAGCACUCCUCGUCUCUUAUGGACCACAGCGCCUACUGUGUCAUCCACUGGGCCCAUGGGCCACGGUUGGCAACACUACUGUCACCAUCGCUCCUCCACACGGAGCCUUCAAUGGGACGCUACUCAUUCUGCGCAAUUGUCUGGGUGCAAACGACCACAUAACGAGUCCGCCGACCACGGCACCUACUCCUUGCCAGCCCCCUUUUGGACCCAACCACUCCCAGAGGACGUGCGCCGGGCUACCGUCCAUAUCACGCCUUCGCUCGGUACUCUAGCCCUCACCGGCAUUGGGACAGAAUCGCUGCUGCCGCACCACAACUCCCAACCGUCAUUACUGGCCGCCUGGAUGGCCGCCUCAGCCGAGGUGACCGAGUACGUUGGUUGGACCCCUGAAGAAAUAGAGAUUGACGGCGACAAAAGCCGUCUUGCUGAAGCCCUACUCGAAGACCGGCUGUGUGUGAUCAGCGACGGUUCUUAUAAGCUAGGUCUGGGCACAGCGGCGGUUCAACUGCUUCCACGUAAGGGUGGCAAGGAACGCAUUAUUGUUUGCUGUCAAACUCUGGGUCUACCUGACGACCAGAGCGCGUACCGGAGUGAAUUGAUUGGCCUACUGGCCGGUACAAUGGUUGUUGAUUGGCUCCUGGACCAGUGGGCCCCAAGACUUCGAUCACCACCCCGCGUCAGGAUUGCGUGCGAUGGAUUUUCUGCGUUGCUCAACACCUUUAGUGACAAUCGAGUCACACCGCAACAAGCCCAGUUUGACCUGGUCUCCUCUAUCCGGGAGGCACUUGCCCGCUCCAGCAGGAACCAAGCCACGAAUGUGGAAGUGGACGCGUGGGCAGUUGCUUAUUGUCACCAGCUUGAAGCUUCUCACCAACUGAUUGCACCCAACGCUCGCUUCUUUACCGAAUUGGCUACCCUCUACAUUGGUGACGUCAAACAGUCGCGAUUGAAUCCAGAGCAUAUCCAGGAACUGGUCGCGUUGCCUGCUCUACGCAAGCGAUGGCACAAGCGGCAGACAAUUACACCGGAGGCAGAGCUGGAGAUCGAUUGGACCAGUUUGGCCCGCGCCAUGAGCUCCCUUCCGGCAGGUGUCCAACGUUGGACCACAAAGCAUGUCGUGGGGAUGUGUGGUGUAGGGAAGUUCAAAGUCCGGUGGGGUUCCGCAGACUCAGCUGCAUGCCCCUGCUGCGGCGAGUUCGAGGACCACCUUCAUGUUCCUCGAUGUACGGCGCCCUCGGCGAGUGCGGAAUGGGACCGCCGGACGGCGAUUUUGGACCAAUGGCUGGACGCUCAAGUCACUGACCCAGCCAUCAAACACGCUAUCCUUCAUCUUCUUGAAGGGGUUCGCGACCCGUCCCUACCUUGCAGCCGGGUGGUUCCGCUUCGUCUUUGCAUCGGCUACCAAGGUUUAUUGGAAGGCUGGCUGUCUGUUCAGUGGGCGGCCCUGCAGGAACAGUACCUUCAGUCACGAGGGAGCCAACGCUCUCCGACCCUGUGGGUCUCUCGCCUGUUGCAUCAGCUGAUCUUGCUUGGAUUUCAUAUGUGGGAACACCGGAACUUGGUGCAACAUUCGGAGGACAAUGUACAGCUACGCAAACGUAGCCGAUUGGCGAACGAUGGUAUACACUCUCAGUUUGAUAUGGGCCCAACCAACCUCCCCAAGGUAGUUCAACUCAUGCUCGCCGUGAAACGCCGAACGGUGUUGAACAAGCCGUUGGUCGAUAGGGAAGAGUGGCUGAAGUUGGUUAGAAUGGAACGCACGGCCUACCGCCGAGCUCUGGCGCCUCAACGCCGUAUCCUUCACCGCUUCUUCCACCUGGCCCAGGCCCCCUAA